This is a messenger RNA of Dryobates pubescens (Downy woodpecker), 2389 nucleotides long. It is a transcript of the gene PGM1, whose product is annotated as phosphoglucomutase 1. Bases 48 to 1736 code for a protein of 562 amino acids. Gene Ontology annotation, molecular function: magnesium ion binding; phosphoglucomutase activity. Gene Ontology annotation, cellular component: cytosol. Gene Ontology annotation, biological process: carbohydrate metabolic process. NCBI's taxonomy places the organism in Eukaryota, Metazoa, Chordata, Aves, Piciformes, Picidae. The record is from RefSeq and is a predicted model, not a curated record. The transcript has 11 exons.
UCCCCCCUCUCGCCGUGGCCGCCCGGAACUCGCAUCAGGGACCGGCCAUGGUGCAGAUCGUGACCGUGAAGACCAAGCCUUACGGCGACCAGAAACCCGGUACCAGCGGCCUCCGCAAGCGGGUGACGGUCUUCCAGAGCAAUGUCCACUACACCGAGAACUUCAUCCAGAGCAUCCUGGCCACCGUGCCGCCGGCCGAGCGGCAAGAGGCCACGCUGGUGGUGGGGGGGGACGGCCGCUUCUACAUGAGGGACGCCAUCCAACUCAUCGUCCGCAUCGCCGCCGCCAACGGGAUCGGCCGCUUGGUCAUCGGGCAGAAUGGGAUUCUCUCCACCCCAGCUGUGUCCUGCAUCAUCAGGAAGAUCAAAGCCAUUGGUGGCAUCAUUCUGACAGCCAGCCACAACCCUGGGGGGCCCAAUGGGGACUUUGGCAUUAAAUUUAAUAUUGCCAAUGGAGGUCCUGCUCCAGAAGGUAUCACGGACAAAAUUUUCCAGAUCAGCAAGAAGAUUGAAGAAUAUGCAAUCUGCCCAGAUCUCCAGGUGGACCUGAGCACCAUUGGAAAGCAGCAGUUUGACCUGGAGAACAAAUUUAAACCAUUUACAGUGGAGAUUGUGGACUCAGUAGAAGCUUAUGCAAAUAUGCUGAGGAACAUCUUUGACUUCAAUGCCUUAAAGGAACUGCUUUCAGGGAAGAACCACCUGAAGAUUCGCAUAGAUGCUAUGCAUGGAGUUGUGGGCCCUUAUGUGAAAAAGAUCCUGUGUGAGGAGCUCGGAGCCCCAGCAAAUUCAGCUGUGAACUGCACCCCGCUAGAGGACUUUGGUGGCCACCAUCCUGACCCCAACUUAACAUAUGCUGCUGACCUGGUCCAGACCAUGAAGACGGGAGAGUAUGACUUUGGAGCUGCCUUUGAUGGAGAUGGGGACCGCAACAUGAUCCUGGGGAAGCACGGCUUCUUUGUCAACCCCUCCGACUCCGUCGCUGUCAUCGCUGCCAACAUCUUCAGCAUCCCCUACUUCCAGCAGACUGGAGUCCGCGGCUUUGCCCGCAGCAUGCCCACCAGCGGGGCUCUUGACAGGGUGGCCCAUGCUACUAAGAUUGCUUUGUAUGAAACUCCAACUGGAUGGAAGUUCUUUGGAAACUUGAUGGAUGCAAACAAGCUGUCUCUGUGUGGGGAGGAAAGCUUUGGUACUGGCUCCGACCACAUCCGUGAGAAGGACGGGCUGUGGGCUGUCCUGGCUUGGCUGUCCAUCCUAGCCACCCGCAAGCAAAGCGUGGAGGACAUCAUGAAGGAUCACUGGCAGAAAUAUGGCAGAAACUUCUUCACCAGGUAUGACUACGAAGAGGUGGAUGCAGACGCAGCGAACAAAAUGAUGAAGGAUCUGGAGACCUUGAUGUUUGACCGCUCCUUUGUGGGGAAGCAGCUAUCAGGUGGUGACAAAGUCUACACGGUGGAGAAAGCUGAUAAUUUUGAGUACAAUGAUCCUGUGGAUGGAAGUGUCUCCAGAAACCAGGGCCUACGGCUCAUCUUCUCGGAUGGCUCCCGCAUCAUCUUCAGACUGAGCGGUACCGGCAGUGCUGGGGCUACCGUGCGGCUCUACAUCGACAGCUAUGAGAAGGAUGCUCAGAAGAUACAUCAAGACCCACAGGUCAUGCUGGCACCGCUCAUUUCCAUUGCACUGAAACUCUCCCAGCUCCACGAGAGAACCGGCCGCACCGGUCCCACCGUCAUAACAUAAAGGCUUGGUCAGCCAGGUGCUGGAGUGCUCCUGAGUGAAGGAAAUCAGUCUCCCUGCCCUGUUCCUGUCACAUCUCUCACUGGAAGAACAAUAGUAAUUUAAUUUCUGUAUUUAAAAGCACUUGAACUUCUGAGGAUAGGGAAUAAACCCAGCCUCUCUCAACACGGCGUGCACAUGGCUGUGCUGCUUGGCUGCGUCACCCAGCGCUGGUGGUGAGCCUUGUAGGGUGCUCCUCAGCACAGCCUCUUGGUUCAGCUACCUGCUGGGUUUUCUUCUUAAACAAAAGGCUCUGGAAAUAACAAAGAGACUCAGCUCUUCAGUAAUUCAGAGGCUCUUUUUCUAACUUGGGAAGUUUCCUGGCAAAGCAGCACAAAUACUUGAUCAUUGUUAAUACACAGCCCUUGAAAGGUGAGGUCUGAGUGAACAGUAGCUCUGCCUCAGGGCUGAGGAUUUGUCACUUCACUUUCAAAACUAAACAUUGUAAAUUGACCCCCAGCUGCCUUCUGUAUAAGAAAAAAACCCCACAACAAACCCACACAGAGAUGAGCAAUAACAAGAUUGCAGGACAUUAAAGUAAUCUGGGCUACAAUUGCUGUUCAUGCUCUUGUAUUUUCAUACAUCACAUGAAGCUCCCUUCUGGAGAAGGAAGGAUU